AUGAUGCAUCAACCCCGGCACCAGCAUCAACAUCAUCAACAACAUCAACAACAACAACAGCAGCAGCAGCAUCAGCACCAGCACCAGCAACAUCAGCACCAACAGCCGCAACAUCAACAUCAGCAGCCGCUGCAACAUUCGCAACACCCGCCACCGCACCCCCAAUAUCCUCAGCACCCUCCACCCCCUCCACCCCCACCUCAGCAUCACCGAGCAAUGCCACCCCCGAGUUCUCCCCACCACCAUCCUUUGGCGCCCCCGCAGUCGCAGUCACAGCCGCUCAGACAACCUCCCCCUGGGCAUCACCACCCACCGGGUCCUCCGCACUCUACUUUCACCCAAGGGCCUGGUGGGGGUCCUGGACGCGAUCCACCACCCCCACCUACGCACCGGCCGAGCAUGUCAAUCUCUUCAAUCCUUGGAGCUAGCGAUCCUCCGCCGGCGCCCCCUCCAAUAUCCACCCAUCAACUGCCCCCUACCCCACCCAGACAAGGCGAGUUUUCACCAUUGAACCGCCCUACGAGCGCAUCUGGUCCAGAUAGGAGCAGGGAUGUCAGUAGUAAUUCUGCUAGCCCGAGCACCGCACACGCUCCAUUACCGGGGGCCCCGGGAUCCAAAAACAGUGGGGUGGCUCCGCAAGAACAUGGGCCCAGAAACAAUCAGAUACUAUACCGCCAACCACCCCCUCCCCGCGAUCGUGAGCACAAUGACAUGCUUAGCCCGCCACCUAGACCUAUGUCACAACCGAAUAACCAGAGCCAGGGCCCCAGGGGACAUGUGCGAAGCGAAAGCCAUGGAGAUAGAUAUAGUGGAUAUUCCAAGGGAGGAGAGGGGUACAGUGGAUAUCCUAAGGGAGGCGAUAGGGGACGUGAGGAAUUGCGUGAGCGAGAGGCCCGGGAAAGGGAUUUUGAGUUGAGCAAGGAGCGUCUCAUGCUGAGAGAAAGGGAUAUGGCAAGGGAGAAGGAACUGAGAGAGCGUCAGGAGAGGGAAGCAAGGGAGAGGGAAAGGGAACAGCAGCGGGCGAGGGAGGAGAGGGAGAGGGAGAGGGAGAGGGAGAGGGAGAGGGAAAGGAGGGAGAGGGAAAGGGAGAGGGAAGAAAGGGAGAGGGAGAGGGAGAGGGAGAGGGAGAGGGAGCGGGAGCGGGAGCGGGAGAAGAGGGAGAGGGAGAAGAGGGAGAGGGAAAGUGAGAGUGAGAGAGAGCGAGACGAAAGAAGUAGUGGAAUUCAAGCUAUGGCUGGUAGACCGUUUUAUGGCGGAGAACCUAGGCAGGUGGGGCAUCAACAGCCUCAAACCUCAACAUCUCAUUCGUAUCCUAUGACAAUUGCAUCAGGAAUGCCAUCCAAUGGUCCACAAAACCAUAUGGAAAUGUCCGGGGUGCCUUCGUCCAUGUCGGGGAUUCCCAAUUCUGCUACAAUCUCUCUUCCCCAAACGUCAACAGCUGGAGCCGGAGGGCUUGGCCCUACCCCAGCUCCGUUACCUACAGCUACUACUACUGGGAGGGAAGAUCUUAGGCCAUUCACGGGAUAUACUACCCCCAUGCCCCCCAGUCCAUUUGCGAUGCCCGCCAGCCUGCCAAACGUCCUUCCACCUGUGGGGGAUGGGGCCCGUGACUCCAGGCGCCAGAAUCUGCAGGGUGGGAGGGACGAGCCCGCGAGGGCAGAGGAUGCUUUACAGAGAGGGUUGAGCAGAGCUUUGUCUGGUGGGUUGUCGGGUGUGGUAGGAGAGGAAGAAAGGAGAAGGCGUGUGGAAAAGGAAAGGGACGGGAAUGCUCGGAUGAGCGGUCCUAGCGCCGGGAAUCAAAGCCCCAAUAAGCGGUUGAGCUCAGGUUUCAGUGUUGGCAUGGGUAUGUCGAAUAUGACCAAGAGUUGGGAUGAUUCCAUCCAGAGGGCUUUUCCCGAGGUCAAUAGGGAAGAUGGUAAACUUUCUAAUGCGUUGGGUAAAAGGGAGAGGGACGAGGAGGAAGUUGGCAAGAUGGAAAAGAAGAAAAAGCACCACCAUCACCCGCCACAGUAUGUAUCCACUCGUAUCUAUUGUUAUUCUACUCCAUAAGGCUAACGGGGAGGGGCACCUAGCGCUGCCCAUUACCAUCGCCAUCACCAUAAGGCAGAUGAUGAGCCAGCAGGGUCAAGCCUCGAGGUCCCGCCGGUAAAGGUUGGAGCGCGAUCCAAGUCACCCAAUAGCAUGUCCAUGCCUCACUCGCACCAUGUUCACCAAGUGACUGUCCACCAUCACCACCCCGCUGCUGUCUCACCGGCCCUCCCCCCACAAAGGGUCAAGACAAGUCUGCUCAUAGAUUCGUCCAAAGUAUUGGCCAGCCUGGCUUCAAAACCGAGGCAGUAUCUCGGCUCAACGAUUUACCAACCCACGCCGACUCCGAAACAAGGAUACUCGGUAACGCAGCCGUUGCUGCCGCGAUUCGAAGGCAGGGAGAACUGCAUCUUUCAGGUUCGGAUUCCACGCAGAUUCCUCAGUGUGGAGCAGAGAAGAGAUGUGCACAGACGUAGAUGUGUGUGGGGCACGGAAGUGUAUACGGAUGAUUCCGAUGUUCUGGGGGUAUUGGUACAUCUUGGAAAGGUCCCCGGAGUGCUCCCGGAGGGGGCGGCCCCCGACCUCGUGGCAGAGACUGGGUGCCGGAAGACUACUAGCCGGGGAGAAAUCACAAACAUGCCUUCAACAAGCCCACCGCUAGCCAGGAAGAAGGGCAAAGGAGCGCAUGCAGUGGAUGAGGGACCUGCCGUCCAACCAGGGAAGGAUCUUAUCGUGAACCUUCUCAUCCUGCCGACGCUGCAAAAGUACACCGGGUCGGUUCGAAAUGCGCUAAAGUCCCGUAGUUGGAACACCAUCCACGACGGCAUGAGCUACUCGAUAUGGGAUAUGGAAUGGGUGGAGGCGGGUGAGGCUGAAGCUAGAGGCGGUGGUAGCAGGAAGCGCCGGCUCGACGAGAGAGAGUGGGUGAGAAGAUGGGGUGAACUUCCACCUAGCAGGGGUGGAGGUGGUGUAGGAAAGGUGGGGUGGAAUAAGGGGAGGUGGUCGGAGAGCAAGACUGGGAUGAGGAAGGGCAAUGUUACGGAGGUAGGAGCUUGA
Messenger RNA from Tuber aestivum (summer truffle), 3084 nucleotides. NCBI's taxonomy places the organism in Eukaryota, Fungi, Ascomycota, Pezizomycetes, Pezizales, Tuberaceae. The record is from the annotation of a GenBank genome assembly.